Molecule: messenger RNA, 6036 nt
Organism: Mastomys coucha (southern multimammate mouse)
Lineage: Eukaryota; Metazoa; Chordata; Mammalia; Rodentia; Muridae
Gene: Sv2b
Product: synaptic vesicle glycoprotein 2B
Exons: 13
Coding region: 832-2883 (683 amino acids)
Biological process (GO): chemical synaptic transmission; transmembrane transport
Cellular component (GO): membrane
Molecular function (GO): transmembrane transporter activity
Source: RefSeq, a predicted model, not a curated record
GGUAGAGACCAAGAUAUUUAUAGUCAGCUGGGAACAAACCUAAUAGAAUAAGAAGUUUGCAGAUCUGUCCAUCUGCAAAUCCAGAGAGGGCGGGUCUGGGGAGUGGGCUCUCGUUCCUCUCCAACCUAUCGGGAACUCCUCUCCUUGGAUCUGAAGGGGAGUUAGACGCAAAGAGCUUUCCGCAGUGAACACCAUGCCUGGACUAGGCUCUGGCUGAUCCUACAGAAUAGACUCAGGAGCCCCGGGAGGGCUAGGGUGCUGCAGGGGGUUGGGAGCGCGCUGCACAGAGGCUCUGCACAGCGGAGGCAGUGGCGACGAGGGCGCGGCGGAGGUGCAGGUGUGCCCUAGGGAGAGCGCCUGCCUUGGUUGGGAUUACCAACCGCGUUAGCCUGAGCUGCCCAGACCAACGUUGCUCGGCUGCUGACUGACUCGCUGCGGAUUUUCCACCCAGGUCAUAACCUUCAGGAGAAGGACAAACAUCACAGCCAGUGAGCUGCCAAGCACUGCCCCAACCUUGUCAAAGAGAGCAGCUGGACCCAUUUUUAGUCACUCCCAGCACAAGCGUCUGGGCCACAGAAGGAGAACAAACUGACAUUUGACACUUUCCAAAGACGUUUAACACACACCAGCACAAAAGGCUACUUAAGUUGUCUUUGUAUGAAUUUGGUUGAUUUGAGAAACAAAUUAGAGGUGUUUUGAUUGAAGAAGUCACAUUGGCAUACUCACCAUUUCAAUGAUAUAAUAGAUGAUGGUUAUUGGAACAGCCCAAACAUUUACCACGGAGCAAGAGAUAUAGCUUGAGUGGCUACCAGACAAUCCCAGAACUAAGGAAUGGAUGACUACAGGUAUCGGGACAACUAUGAGGGCUACGCCCCCAAUGAUGGCUACUACCGUAGCAAUGAGCAGAACCCAGAAGAAGAUGCACAGAGUGAUGUUACAGAAGGUCAUGAUGAAGAGGAUGAGAUCUAUGAGGGCGAGUACCAAGGCAUCCCUCAUCCAGAUGAUGUCAAGUCUAAGCAGACCAAGACGGCGCCCUCCAGAGCAGAUGGCCUUCGGGGCCAGGCAGACCUGAUGGCUGAGAGGAUGGAAGAUGAGGAGCAGCUGGCUCACCAAUAUGAGACCAUCAUUGAUGAGUGUGGCCAUGGGCGCUUCCAGUGGACCCUCUUUUUUGUCUUGGGUUUGGCCUUGAUGGCUGAUGGAGUGGAAGUGUUUGUGGUCAGCUUUGCUCUGCCAAGUGCAGAGAAGGACAUGUGUCUGUCCAGUUCCAAGAAAGGAAUGCUUGGGCUGAUAGUCUACCUAGGAAUGAUGGCAGGAGCCUUCAUACUGGGGGGCCUGGCUGAUAAGCUGGGAAGGAAGAAGGUCCUCAGCAUGUCAUUGGCCAUCAAUGCCUCCUUCGCCUCUAUCUCCUCCUUCGUGCAGGGAUAUGGAGCCUUCCUCUUCUGCAGACUCAUCUCAGGCAUAGGUAUUGGGGGCUCCCUGCCAAUUGUUUUUGCCUACUUUUCUGAGUUCUUAUCACGAGAGAAACGUGGUGAGCAUCUUAGCUGGCUGGGCAUCUUCUGGAUGACUGGGGGCAUCUAUGCAUCUGCCAUGGCCUGGAGCAUCAUUCCACACUAUGGCUGGGGCUUCAGCAUGGGGACCAAUUAUCACUUCCACAGCUGGAGAGUGUUUGUCAUCAUCUGUGCUCUGCCUGCCACUGUGUCCAUGGUGGCCCUGAAGUUCAUGCCAGAAAGCCCCAGGUUCCUGCUGGAGAUGGGCAAACAUGAUGAAGCCUGGAUGAUUCUCAAGCAAGUCCAUGACACAAACAUGAGAGCUAAGGGGACCCCUGAGAAGGUGUUCACGGUUUCCCACAUCAAAACUCCCAAGCAAAUGGAUGAAUUCAUUGAGAUCCAGAGUUCAACAGGAACUUGGUACCAGCGCUGGCUGGUCAGGUUUAUGACCAUUUUCAAACAGGUCUGGGAUAAUGCCUUGUAUUGUGUGAUGGGGCCCUACAGAAUGAACACUCUGAUUCUGGCUGUGGUCUGGUUCACCAUGGCCUUAAGUUACUAUGGCUUGACAGUGUGGUUCCCUGACAUGAUCCGGUACUUCCAGGAUGAAGAGUAUAAGUCUAAAAUGAAGGUAUUCUUUGGGGAGCAUGUGCGUGGUGCCACCAUCAACUUCACCAUGGAAAACCAGAUCCACCAACAUGGGAAGCUCGUGAAUGAUAAGUUCAUAAAGAUGUACUUUAAGCAUGUCCUCUUUGAGGACACUUUCUUUGACAAAUGCUAUUUUGAAGAUGUGACAUCCACAGAUACUUAUUUCAAGAACUGCACCAUCGAAUCAACCACCUUCUACAACACAGACCUCUACAAACACAAGUUCAUUGACUGUCGGUUUAUCAAUUCCACCUUUCUGGGGCAGAAGGAGGGCUGCCACAUGGACUUUGAAGAGGACAAUGAUUUUCUGAUUUACCUAGUGAGCUUCCUCGGCAGCCUGUCUGUCUUGCCUGGGAACAUAAUUUCUGCCCUGCUCAUGGACAGAAUCGGAAGACUCAAGAUGAUUGGUGGCUCCAUGCUCAUCUCUGCAGUCUGCUGCUUCUUCCUGUUUUUUGGCAACAGUGAGUCUGCAAUGAUUGGCUGGCAAUGCCUGUUCUGUGGGACCAGCAUCGCAGCCUGGAAUGCUCUGGAUGUGAUCACAGUGGAGCUGUAUCCCACCAACCAGAGGGCCACGGCCUUUGGCAUCCUCAAUGGACUGUGCAAAUUUGGCGCCAUCCUGGGAAACACUAUCUUCGCUUCUUUUGUUGGGAUAACCAAAGUGGUCCCUAUCCUUCUGGCUGCUGCUUCUCUGGUUGGUGGUGGCCUGAUUGCCCUUCGAUUGCCAGAGACCCGAGAGCAAGUUCUGAUGUGAACAACCCACCCGGAAAAGGCAGAUGGGAAGAACUUUUUCAGGACACUCCAGCACAGUCACACCUCCUGCCUCUCACUGUCCACAGGAUACCACGGACAGCUCAGAAGGAGAAAUGGACUUUGUGAUCCCUAGUUUAGGACCCACUUCAGUUGUUUAUGCAUUUCUUAACUCAGGUGAUUGAUUAGGGGUCGCUCAGAUCAUCCUUAGGAUCCCAGAGCUGUGUGCUUAGCUUCAGGUCUCUUGACUCAAGGCAGGGGGAGGAUGCUCCAGUAAACAAACACAAUAAGCAAGGAGUAUAUGCUUCUCUAAAUGAGGUGCAAAAAAUUAUUUGCAUUUCAUACUGAAGUUAAGGACCAGAAACACUUAAGCUCCGCCUUGUAGCUUCUCGGAGCCCAGUGAUCUAGCAGAUUGCCAUAGCUGGGAGUGGGGUCAACACAUCCUGGGCUCAGAGAACAGACUACAUAUUUGUAGGAUUAUAUUUUCCCUUUGAAAACUGGCACAGUAGUAUUGAAGAUACUCUGAUAAAGAAAAACCCGAUAUUUAAGCAAAAUGUAUAUAGACUGACUUUUCUUCCCAAGCAUCCUGAACUUUGCACAACAAAGAGGUGAUACAUUAAGAAUGAUAUUUAUUAUGGUUUUGCUCUAGUCAGAGAAACUUGAGGAUGGGUAUUAUGUAAACUAAGUUUGUAUAUAAAAGUUUUGAGGUUUCCCCCUCACAAAUGGUAGCUGCUAACAUUGCCAACAUUUUAGUCAUAUUUGGGGAGAACUCUUCAUUCGAGGUCUCAGGAAACUUGGUGCAAAUGGGUGACCUGUUAAGACUAUUUCAAUGCUUGCUGUCAGGAGGACGCACUUGGCAGGCCACAUGCCAUUUCCUUUACCUGGGAACUUUUGUUCAACUUGGUAGGGCAUUUACUUUUCUCUCCUCUGUUGGUCUUUCGUGAAACUCAGGUCCUUAGGUCGUUUGAUGCUGUUUACCCAGAAAGAACAGGAAGACAGUAUUUUUUUAUUUUUAUUUUUUUAAAUGGCUGCUUGCACUCUUUUUUUUUUUCGAGAAAAAAAAAAAAAACCACAGGUAACUGACUAAGGUUGGGGAAAUGUAACCACAGUUCUUCAAAAUGUGAGUCUUCCUGUUUGAUUUCAAAGGAAAACACAAUGUACAUUUAUUACAGCGUUUAGGACCUUUGAGAAACUUAUGCUCUGUGUGCUGGCUCAGGGCUUUUGAAACAGGUCAUUAGCAUGCACAUUAGGAAGUAGAAGGCAUGAGAUACAUUCAGUUCUUCAUUGCUCCAAGAAAGCUUUUCCUGAGAUCCAGGUGGGAACUUGAAUGUGGAAAUGGAAGGGGAGAGGGAGUCGGGGCACGCUGCUCUGGCAGGUGUGAGCAGUCUGGAGGCCAUGCCGAGGGAGCGGCUUUUGUUCAUCAGUACCCUCUGCAAUGGCAGAGAUAGGAAGCUAGGAGUUCCUGCCAGGUGAGCUGCUCUUGCCUGGGCCAGGGGAGCUUCUGACUUUAAGAACUGGUUUGUUCACAUUAUUUGCAGCACACACAAGAGCUGUGAAGUGCUAACCUUCGCGUAUUAGAAACCUCCCCAAAUCCAGACCAAACUAAUGGCUACGAUGAGUGUUUUCUCGGUUUUGUGGAAGUGCUUAGAUCCCAGAAUAGAUCAAGCCAUCUUUCCCUAGUCCUCUGGAAUAUAAGUCAGCAGCAUGAAACAGUGAAAUUUUUGAGACCUUCCCAUCUUCAAGUGUGGCUAACAUGUUUACUCUGCUUCUCUGGCCCCUGCCGCUUUAUUUACACCACCGUUACUUUCUGUACAGGGAAGGAAGAUGCAUCCAGUCUGAUGUGAUACCCUGAUUCCCCCAAAUAUAAAUAUAUAUAAACAUACAGAAUGUAUUAAUGCUUCUCUUGAUGUUUUGUAGAAAUUAACUGACAAAGCUCUGUUGAUAACGAGAAACUUUCUGUAAUAUAGCUGUAAUGUCUUUUUCCAUUUUCUUGUGAUAUGGAAUGCAUUGGCUAGGAUCAUGAGAGAAUUGUAUAAAUCUGUGGUUAUGUAUCCCUCAUAACAGUAUUCUUUAAUGGGAUAACAGACCUCAGUGCACAGCUACCACUCAAGAAAUGUACAAGACAGUUAGAAUCCACAUUUACAGCCAGAUAUAUCUUGUAAACUUAAAAUCUGGUUAAUUUUUUAAGCAUAGGAGUGGCUGCAGCCAUUUUAGGUUAACUGUACUUGGUUUCUAAGCUCUGUCUUCUCUCCAUUACAUUUAUGGCUCCUUAAACUGACUGCCUAACCAACCAAGGGCACUUCCCAUCCAUCCAUCACAUGGGUUGUGAGAGGGAUGCAGCUAUGGUCUGUAGCCUCUCUCUUGAAGGAUUAUCUGGCCAUGGUGCCUGAGUGCUUCAUAAUUUGCUGUCAUUCCUGGUGAGACAAGUGUGUCUUUAAAAACAGUCCCUUUGGCAGGUCACUGGGGUAUAAUGUACAACAUUCUGAGCCAUCCAUUUUUUCUUUCUCUCUUUUCUUCCACCUCCCGCCCCCGAGGGACUCCCAGUGGCAUCUAUAGAGGACUAAAGAGAAGAGCUGUUUCCUCAUUGAGCAAGACUGUUCACAGUUCAUGGUGUAUUUUAUGAUGGCUUGUUUGGGAGUUGAUACUUUGAACAGUCUCAACUGUGUUGUGGGAUCUCUUGAUGCUGAUUUUUGAUCUUUUGUUUUAUUAAAACUAAUUAGUGAAAGAGGUGUCCUGGUUCUGAAAUUUGUAGCACGUGAGCUUGAGAUUAUGUAAUAAUCCACUCUUUGGGUUCCCUGGCUAUUGGCUCAUGACAAAACAAUGAAAAUAAACACGAGUGAAUCUCUAGGCACCGAGGUUAGAGAUCACGUUACCCCUCACUCAUGUCUCUUCUGCAUUCCUAAAGUGAUGGAAUCCCUUCUAUAACUCUUUUAUUCUUUCAUACAUAGACUUCGAAUGAUGUGGCCCAGGUACCAUGUGCUACGACUGUAUAGUAAGGCCUAGGAUGAUGCUGUCUCUUUUUGUGGACUAAACCUUCUAGUUGAACCGGGCUCUUUCAAAUUUGCUCUAUUGAAGGCCCCUCUCAGUUAUAAACAUGAACAUCUUUGCUUUUCUUUGAUGUAGAGCAUGCUGGGAAAUAUAUUUGCUGGAUACAUAA